Molecule: messenger RNA, 960 nt
Organism: Harpegnathos saltator (Jerdon's jumping ant)
Lineage: Eukaryota; Metazoa; Arthropoda; Insecta; Hymenoptera; Formicidae
Gene: SmB
Product: small ribonucleoprotein particle protein SmB
Exons: 3
Coding region: 139-789 (216 amino acids)
Biological process (GO): mRNA splicing, via spliceosome
Cellular component (GO): cytoplasm; catalytic step 2 spliceosome; U4/U6 x U5 tri-snRNP complex
Molecular function (GO): RNA binding; snRNP binding
Source: RefSeq, a predicted model, not a curated record
AGAAUGGCGUAUGGGUACACCCUUCUACCUAAAGCCAUAUACCGGACUGAACUGAACUGAGCUUAUGCAUUAAGGAGGUUACGUGGUAAAACACUGAAAAAAUUUGUGGCAUAGUAACGUGACUAAAUAUUUGCCAAAAUGACGAUCGGAAAAAACAAUAAGAUGCUGCAGCAUAUAAAUUAUAGAGUCAGAAUCAUCCUUCAAGACUCUAGAACAUUUAUAGGCACCUUUAAAGCUUUUGAUAAACAUAUGAAUUUAAUUCUCGGCGACUGUGAGGAAUUCCGUAAAAUCAAACCGAAAAAUACCAAACAACCAGAAAGGGAAGAGAAACGUGUAUUAGGAUUUGUUCUCCUACGUGGUGAGAAUAUAGUUUCGUUAACGGUAGAGGGUCCACCACCACCUGAAGAAGGAUUGCCUAGAGUGCCAAUCCCUGGAGCUGCACCAGGGCCUGGUAUGGCUCGUGCUGCAGGCAGAGGUAUGCCAGCAAGUGUUGCAGGUGUUCCUGCUGGUCUUCAAGGACCUGUCAGAGGCGUUGGGGGACCAUCCCAACAAAUUAUGACUCCAGGUAGUAGAGGCCAAGUAUCUGCACCACCACAGAUUCAUCCAGGUGGUCCUCCACGUAUGCCAGUGGGUGGACCACCGCCAGGAAUGAUGGGACCACCAGCAGGAAUGAUGGGUAUGCCACCUGGAAUGCCACCUCUAGCACGUGGUGGUCCACAGAUGCCACCUGGAAUGAGAGGCCCACCUCCAGGUUUGAUGCGUGGUGGUCCUCCUCCUCGUCCAUAUUAAUGGAUGUUACUUUUCAAUAUCUAAACACAUUUUAUAAUAUAAACUCAUUCAAGAGAACAAUAUAUAAAAGAAAUUCUUUGUAUUAAAAUUCAAUAUCAUCAGUCUGUGCAUAAGUCUUCUCAAUGAUGCUAAUAAAUAUCAAUUAAUAAUUGGGAAUGUGUGAAAAAUCAA